CACCGAGUCACCGACGAGCCAAACCCAUUGAUUGACUUGGCUGGCGGCUGGCGAAACACCAUCACCACGAGCAAGUCCUUUCUGCCUUGCCUCUUCACCCGUUGGUUCCUUUAGCGAGGCAGCCCCAACUCAAACCAAGCGAAUGUUAGACGAACACGAGGUCCUUGCUGUCUUGACCGGAAACCCCUCCACAUUCGUUGCACGGGCUUCAUCGACUUCACCCUUCAUUGUGCUCUCUUACUGUCGUUUGUUUCCGGCACUUUCUGCCCAGUCGAGGCGUUGCUCAGUGGAUUGACCAAGGAAGAAGAGACAAACAAAUAUCAGAUCGGACGACUGGUGAGUUGAUGAUAAGCGAAGGACUAUCCUUGGUGAUGGAUUGAAGCCUGAUGCUGUUCCACCCCGUCUGAUCACUCUGCUUGGGAGAUUAUCUGGUGCCUAGGGGCUACCUGGAGUCCAUGCACGCGAAGCUUGCCAUCCUCCUCACCUCCCUGCUUGUUUGCUUUCUGGCGACGCUGUUUUCGAGCACGCUCGACCACGUCUUCUCGCAGCUGAUCAACGGCAAAGACCAACCUGCUAAUUUGAAGUGGGGAGUUCAGCAGCAGAUCUCACAGCUUUUGGAUCAGGCGCUUACCAAGAUCCCCUCUUUCGCUAGCAUGGUCUCCAUCCGGGCAAAGCCCCGCUUCCGACAACGCCAAAGAAUCGAUCCAGAUUACUGCCCCUGCACCAUCACCCAGUAUGAGUCUGAGCGCACUGGCAUGCGAGUCGUCGUCGUGGACCAGGAAGGCCCCAAGUUGCAUGGCUUCUUCGUUCUCGCCACCGAGAUUCAUGAUGACUCGGGGGCACCGCAUACGUUAGAGCAUUUGUGCUUUAUGGGCUCCAAGAGCUACAAGUACAAAGGCUUCUUGGAUAAACUCGCCACACGUGCCUAUGCUGGCACCAAUGCGUGGACAGCUACUGACCACACAGCAUACACUCUAGAAACCGCCGGCUGGGCAGGCUUCGCUCAGAUUCUACCCGUCUACCUGGAACACGUAAUCUUGCCAACAUUGACAGACGCCGGCUGCACGACAGAAGUGCAUCAUGUUGAUGGAAGUGGCAAUGAUGCCGGCGUCGUGUACUCGGAGAUGCAGGGCGUCCAAAACAUGGCGUCGGAACUGAUCGAGCUGCAAUCCAAAAAGAUUCUUUAUCCUGAGGGGGUAGGCUAUCGCUACGAGACAGGCGGGAUGCUGGAGCAACUCCGUGUCCUGACGGCUGACCGUAUUCGAGAAUUCCACCGGGAGAUGUAUCAACCCAAAAAUCUCUGUGUUGCUAUCUUCGGGGAAGCAAAUCAUGACGAGUUGCUGGCCAUUCUGGACGAAUUCGAAACAUCAAUCUUACCCGACAUUCCGAGUCCAGAUGCUCCCUUCAAACGACCCUGGAUCGAGUCUAAACUUGCGCCCGCAUUGAAUCAAACGACUCUGUUGAGAGUCGAGUUUCCCGAGGAGGACGAAUCUUUCGGUGAGGUCGACAUCCGAUUCUUGGGUCCCAAUUGCGCCGAUGCUCUGGAACUAGGGGCCCUCAACGUUGCCCUCAACUAUCUUGCCGGCUCUUCGGCCGCAGUGCUUGACCAUGUCCUUGUGGAAAAGGAGCAGUUGGCAAGCAGCGUCUACUAUCAGCUCGACAGCCGCCCGCGAACCGAAAUCCAGUUUUCCUUGUCCAGCGUCGAGACCAAGCGGUUGGAAGAGGUUGAGAAACGCUUCUUUGAGGUGUUGAAGGAAGCCAUGGAACAGCCACUGAAUAUGGAUUUCAUGAAAGAUUGCAUCGACCGUGUGGUGAGAACCACUAAAUACAAUGCCGAGGGCUCCGCCACCGCGUUUGCCGAUUUCAUCAUCUCCGACUAUCUUUACGGCAAGAGAGAUGGGUCGACCUUGGAAAUUGUAAAGUCAUUGAAACAUUAUACCCAAGCCCUGGCAAGCUGGACGGAAGACCAGUGGAAAGCCUACAUCAAGAAGUACAUUUCAGAUGCACCUCAUGUGUCGAUCCUGGGAGUUCCUUCCGCACGGUUAUCAGAGAAGCUAAAGACGGAUGAGGCCAAUCGAAUUGAAGAGCAGAAAGCAAGGUUAGGGCCGGAGGGACUGAAGAGAAUGCAAGAAAAACUUGAUGCGGCAAAGGCUGAGAACGACCGCGAAAUCCCAAGGGACUUGCUAGGGAAGUUCAAAGUGCCCUUGACGGAUUCAAUCCAUUUUGUGACAAUCCCUGGCGCUCGAGCAGGCCGGGCGUUGGACCUAGGACGACGGGAUAACAGGUUCCAGAAAAUCAUUGAUGAGGAUGCAAAAGAUGUCCCACUCUUCAUCAAUUUCGAGCACAUUCCAACCAACUUCACCCGCGUCCACUUGAUCAUCUCUACCGAGACUCUCCCCGACGACCUUCGACCCCUUCUGGCUAUCUAUAUGGAAGCCUUCUGGAGCUUGCCGAUCAAACGAGGCGACGAGAUUAUCGACUUCCGUCAAGUGGUAACCGAGCUCGAGCGGGACACCGUAGGCUAUUCAAUUGAUGCGGCAAACAAUCUAGGCAACGUCGAAGGUAUCCGGAUAAGUUUCCAGGUGGAGAGGGAACGGUACGGAGUGGCCGUCAAGUGGUUGACUGAAUUGCUCUACAACUCCAUCUUCGACGUGGAGCGGCUCAGGGCUGUCAAUACUCGUCUUCUUGCGGACGUGCCCGACGCGAAGCGCAGCGGGGAUGACAUGAUGAUGACAGUUCACUUCAUGACACACCUGGCCCCCAAAUCGAUAACCCGCGCAAGGACUAUACUGGUCAAGGCGCUCUACCUGAAGCGUAUCAGGCACUUGCUCAAGGUUGACCCGGAGCGAGUGGUGAGCCAGCUGGAAAGACUACGCAAUUUACUGUGCCGCUUUGAAAAUUAUCGGAUCCUGGUCAUUACUGACCUCGAAAAGACUCAAAAGCCCGUGAGCACUUGGCAGCCCUUCCUGGAGAAGUUGGAACCGACAAAAGAGUUGAAUCCUAUUGGCCGCCGCAUCGAUAGGCUCAGCGACGCUGGCAAGAACCCCGGGAAACUGGCGUACGUCGUGCCCAUGCCCACAAUCGACUCGUCCUUUGCAUUCGCCGUGGCGCGUGGACCGACUUCCUACGACGACCCGCAGCUGCCGGCCAUAAUGGUCGCAUUGGCAUAUAUGAAUGCCGUCGAGGGACCACUCUGGGUGGCUGUGCGGGGCACUGGCCUAGCUUAUGGAACUAACAUGGGUUUCGACAUCGAAUCUGGGUUUAUCCACAUAGACGUCUACCGGUCGCCCGAUGCAUACAAGGCAUUCGAGGCAUCCCGGAAGAUCAUUUCUGAUUACAUGACCGGAGCUGUUGAUUUUGACCCGCUCAUGUUGGAAGGAGCAAUCAGUUCUAUCGUGGUGAUGUUUGCCAAUGAGCAGGCAACGCUGGCAGGUGCCGCCGCGAUGAGUUUCAUUCGCAGCAUAAUGCAACGUCUGCCCGACGAUCAUAUGCAAAGAAUGUUGAAGCGGGUGAGGGAAGUGAGCGUGCAAGACAUCAAGGAUGCGCUUGAGAAAGUGGUAUUCAAUGUUUUCGUACCUGAGAAGGCGGAUAUCGUGGUGACUUGUGCGCCGGGACUGAAGGAGGGCAUUGCGGGUGGCUUAAAAGACGCGGGAUUUUCUCCCGAAAUCCGCGAUCUCAAUUACUUCCAGGAUGAUUAUGGAUUGAAGCCCAUUGAUGGCGAGGAUGAGGAAGACGAUGACGAUGACGAUGACGAAGAAGAGGACGGGGAUGAGGAUGAGGAUGGCAGAGAAGACACCGAAGGUUCGGAUGACAUUGGAGGGAGCGAGGGUUACGAAAUUAUAGAAGGAAAUGAAGACUGACUUGGGAGGAUGGUCGAUCAGGAGUUCAGCUGUUGCUACUAUGCUGGCUCGAUACGAGUUCGUCGGCUUUGAAACGAGACAUGAUACGCAAAGAGAGACGAAACAUCCGGAUAUGCCAUGUGCCGCGGCCUGAUUUCGAUAGAAUAAAAGGGAGGAAGCAUCGCCGCCUGGCCAAAGGCAGAAACGGGUAUGAAAUUGCAAGUUUGUUGGAUAUGAACGGGCUUCUGUCUAGUCUAGUCAGUCAAACAAGUAUUCACUGCCCUACGCUAUAGAAGAGACUCCCA
Cladophialophora immunda is the source of this 4144-nucleotide messenger RNA. RefSeq lists its product as uncharacterized. The transcript is spliced from 2 exons. The record is from RefSeq and is a predicted model, not a curated record. Bases 456 to 3860 code for a protein of 1134 amino acids. Gene Ontology annotation, molecular function: metal ion binding. Lineage: Eukaryota; Fungi; Ascomycota; Eurotiomycetes; Chaetothyriales; Herpotrichiellaceae.